AUGACUGACUAUAAGUAUGAAAAUGAGAAUUUUAACUCAGUUCUUGAACUGUCUAGACUCCACAUUUUAAGCAGUUUAAGUUUAUCUCAAAUAGAGACUAGUAUUUAAAGGAAUAUUAAGAAACAAGAGAUUUACUUGAAAAACGCUUUCUUACUAGCCUCAAACUAGCUUCAUAAAUUAUAAUAGAAUGAAGCUAUAACAAAAAAUGAUGAAAUUCUCAUCUUUUUCAAGAAGCAACUAACUUUAUUACAGGUUUUUACCCUUCAAAAACUUUCUUACCUAUAAAGGUAUCAAAAGUAAUUCUAAAUCCCCUUAUUAAGAGUACUUAGUAAAUAUGAAACCAUAGCUAUUGAUUAGUUCAAAUCCAGCAGAUUCUAGGAAUCGUUUAGACUUUCCUGUCAACUUAUUAACCUUCUUAAGAAGUCUUUAGAUGAAAAUACUUAGCCUGACAUCUCCGUAGACUUAAUUAUACCCAGUCCUUUAGACUCACUUUAUAAAAGAUCAAGAUCUCUCUCUUAGUUGGGUUACUCUUCGUUGAAGUCUACUUAAGCAAGCACAUAAUUAAUGAUCAAUGGAGGAGAAUAAACUCCCAAUAGACUAAGUUUUUAUCCUAAACAGUAAUACAAUAUCAACUCACCUUAAUAAGAAUAAAUCCCAAUGCAAAUACAAGUAAAGAAACCUGGCGGGUCCCCUGAUAAAUCAGUGAUUAGUCCUACAGCAAAAUUAUUAAAGAAUCUUGAGAAAAAACUAACUGACAAGAAAUACCAGACAUUAAGAAAAAGUGAUAGAAUUCAAAAGCAUUAGCCCAUUCCUUAAUCAAAUGAAAUGCCUCAAUACCAAUUGCUUAAACCUUAGUCAUCCCAAAAGGAGUGCAAACUUCAAAGAUAGAGAAGUAUUUCAAAUGAUAAAUUUUAAUGUUAACAGCAACGAUAUGUAAUGAAUGACAAGCAUGCAAUAUUGAGAUAUGUGAAGUAACCUCGAACUAGAGAUGUGACUCCAAUUAUGAAAGUUAACUAUUUUUCGCAGCUAAGAGAAUGCUGA
Stylonychia lemnae is the source of this 1041-nucleotide messenger RNA. The record is from the annotation of a GenBank genome assembly. NCBI's taxonomy places the organism in Eukaryota, Ciliophora, Spirotrichea, Sporadotrichida, Oxytrichidae.